GUUUGGAGGCACCUUGUGCGUCUUGGACUGUUGCCGCGUAAGGGCUGCCGCAGCGGUGGUGGCGGCGCAUCGUUCGCUGCUUGCGAGUGCGAUGGCGUUGAAUCCGAACCGACGGCGACCGCGCGUCCCCAGCGGCAGGACACCUGAGAAGGUGGCAAAGCCCAAAGCCGGGCCCCUCUACCAACUCCGCGCGCGCGUCGCGUGCGAGGCCCUCAAUUUUAGAGAUCCCGCCAGCACGGAACGCGGCAUCGUGAUUACGGGGGGCUACCGCGACGACGGCGGCGCCGACUGCGCUCAGGCGAGGUACUUCGACCACCGACGCGGCGUAGGGCCGUUCCACGACGUUCCGCCGAGCGGCCAGUGGGACGGAUGGGCGGUAAGAGGCCGCUAUGAUAAUUUCAGAGAAGCCAACGCGCCGGGUAACGAAAGCAAUAAGAUGGAGGAGUCCAUGCAGCUGCAGUUCGACAAAACUGGAGAAGGAGAGUGCGACGUUGUAGGCUCGGGCACGAACAGCUUCGGCAAGUUCUUCAUGUGCGGGACCGGGGAGCGCGGCUCGGACGGCGUCUGGAAAUUAGAUGUGUCUCGGGGAUAUGCCAGCGCCGGCUGGAGUUCCGAGUCGCUGCGUGCGUACGCGGCGCCGCCCGUGGCGGCGCCGGCUUCUGACUUCGUGGCGUCGCUAGUCGAAGCUGCGGCGCCGGCGCCGGCCAGAAACUACGCGGCGAGGCGCGAGGCGAGGCGCGCGGCACACGCGUCUGCCGGUGCCGCUACAAGAGGAUCUCACCACGUGGCGAGGCGCGAGGCCGCCGUGGUGCGGCCGGCGACGUCUACCGCGCGCUUCCCGAUCGGCGAGCAAGUAGAGAGUACUGUUAAGACGCCCUGGCCGAAUGAUCGAGGCGUCGUCAUUACUGAGCGCGGAAACAGCCACAGAGAAGUGGUGACGACGAAGGACUCCGUGGUCGUUUUGCGACCUACUGAAUUAAAGCCGACGACGUUGACGGACGAGGAGGCCGAACUUUGCGCCGCGACGCUCGAGCGCUUGAGGAGCUCGACGAAGGACUACGUCCAAGCGAGGAUCGACGGCACCAUCGUCGUCGGUGACAACAAUGGUCGAGAGAUUAGAAACCGCUUCGAGAGCGCCGAGAACGGCGAGGAGUUGCGGCAGUUCGAGGUGCGCGAGACUGACGUCCGGUGUGCGCUCUGCCCGGGACACACGUGGCCUUUGGGCACGGAUAUUGGUGGCAUGUUGAGCAAACUCAGGUAUCAUUUAGAUUUGAGAAAUCCGGCGGCCCCCAUGCACCGCGAGCGCCUCGUGGCCACGGCAUCGGACUCGUCUUGGAGGACGCCACCGCUCGUGACAGUGACGUCUACCGCGCGCUUCCCGAUCGGCGAGCAAGUAGAGAGUACUGUUAAGACGCCCUCUGUCGGAGACCAUCGACAGUGUCUGAACGUGCUGUUUUGUCCAAGAAUACUCGGGGCGCGAUGGCGUGCGUCUGCGAGGUUUUGUCGAAUGUCGUCUUGAAACCUGUCUUUUACCUGAAAAAAAAUGAAAAAACGAAACAAAAAGAAGAAAAACAAAAAAGUUAGACACCGGGCCGCAGCCUUCCGGUAGGGCGCGUGACCGUCUAAUGACCAAUAAAAAAA
Pelagomonas calceolata is the source of this 1641-nucleotide messenger RNA. The record is from the annotation of a GenBank genome assembly. Lineage: Eukaryota; Pelagophyceae; Pelagomonadales; Pelagomonadaceae.